GCGGGGGUGGGGUCGAACAGUUGCUCCUGGUGCGCUCACGUUUCCUCCAGAACUUUCUCGUCACUCCAGAAACGACGUUUACACCCGCUUCACGGCCAUGGCAGCCCAACGCAGCUUCUCUGAUAGCUUCAUUGACGAAGAUCCGCUGAAAGCUCUGCAGGCUCUGAAUGAGGCCUUGCAGGCAGACUCGGACAAUGCUGAGUGGUUUUGUCAGCGUGCUUAUGCCCACAUACUUCUAAAGAACUACAGCUGUGCGGCUGAUGAUGCCAAGAAAGCGCAACAGUUAAAACCCAGCCUUCCCCUUGCGUUCAUGCGAACAGGAAUCGCCGAGUACCACCUGAACAGCUAUGAGUCAGCUCACGCAGCCUUCACCCAGGGACGCCAACUGGACGAUUCUGACAAAUCUUUUGAGGUUUGGAUCAAGCGGUGCGAGGAGAUGGCUGGUAAGCAGCUCACUCAAUGAGGUGAAGAUGAGGUAACUCUCACUGCAUCCAUGUUUCUUUGUGUCAGGCACGACUGGUACCAAACAGAAUCUCAGGUCAUUGUCACCAUCAUGGCCAAAAACGUUCCGCGGGACGGCGUGCGAGUCAGCUUCAUGGAGAGAGAGGUCUGUGCCACAGUACAGCUGGCAUCAGGGGAAAACUACGAGCUCCACCUCCGCCUGCUGCACCCCAUUGUUCCCCAGCAGAGCAGCUUCAAGGUCCUCACCACCAAGGUGGAGAUCAAGAUGAAGAAGAUGGAUGGCAUCAGAUGGGAGAAGCUGGAGGAGAAGGACAGAGCCCACAUCAAACACUUCAAUCCUCAUCAGUACCCGACCUCGUCCCACUACUCCCACAAGUGGGACAAGAUGGUGGUGGACCUGAGCGAGGAGGAGAAGAACGAGAAGCUGGAGGGAGACGCGGCGCUCAACAAGCUCUUCCAACAGAUCUACUCCGACGGCACCGACGAGGUCAAACGGGCCAUGAACAAGUCCUUUAUGGAGUCGGGCGGAACAGUCCUGAGCACCAACUGGAUGGAUGUAGGACGGAGGAAAGUGGACGUGAGCCCGCCGGACGACGUGGAGUUCAAGAAGUACUGAUGGCCUGCUCCUCUGCGUCUUCGCCCCCCCCCGACCUCCGAUCCACAUCGUCUCUUCACUCUGGGAGUCUGGGCGUGGUCUGCGGGGGUUAACCCUAAACCCUGACCCCUGCUGACCUCUGCUAACCCCUGCUCUGUCGCCCACCCCCACCUGUGUCGUCACCCAACACCACAAAUGGCCUCUACUGCGCAAUAAGUCACGAUGUGAUGGUUACUUCAUUUAUUUAAUCAGCAGGAUGGAUUCCUUUACACCGUCUGAUUCUGUUUCUGCAUUUUUUUAAGACCAAUGACCUGGGAAUGAAGUUAUAGCCGUUAUAGUAAGGUGUAACAGACAGACCUGAAAUGAUUCAAGCCCCUGAUCUGGAUUUUGUUUUUUUUAAACAGCUUCUUCUUAAGAGACGGCGUGAAGCUGCUGAUUGUUCACUCUCCAUGCAUUUCUUGGCUCAUGUUUUCUUUUCCUGUAGACUCGGUAAAAGUCAGCAGCAAUACUCCAACACUGACCGUCCUGGAAUCCAGUGCUCCCCUCCAACCCCCAAACCCCCCAGUGUGACUCCAGCUUCAAGUGUAAAUAAAGGAUUUAUUGUUUGGCUCUCAAACGUGGUCUGGUCUGUCG
Messenger RNA from Salarias fasciatus (jewelled blenny), 1690 nucleotides. It is a transcript of the gene sugt1, whose product is annotated as SGT1 homolog, MIS12 kinetochore complex assembly cochaperone. Gene Ontology annotation, molecular function: protein-folding chaperone binding. Lineage: Eukaryota; Metazoa; Chordata; Actinopteri; Blenniiformes; Blenniidae. The record is from RefSeq and is a predicted model, not a curated record.